CCUGUCACAAUGAUACACAAUUGUAAACAUCAUACUUUGAAUAUUUCUAUAUUUCGUACAACAUAAAUAAAGCCAACAUGAGUGACGAGCCGACGAAAGCAUCCGAGGAAGACCAAGUCAAUAUUGAAUUCAAUCGUUCAUUGCUUCUCGAUCAAACAGAAAUCAUAACUGGUGAAGAGGACGAACAUGUUGUCUAUUCGCAACGUGCACAGCUGUUGCAUUUCUACGAUUCAGCAUGGCACAGGCGCGGCAUUGGUCAAUUGAAAAUAUUGAAGCACAACGAAACUGGUAAACUGCGGAUUGUGAUGCGUCAUGAGGACACUAACGAGCCGGUUUGUUUGAAUCACAUUUUGAAUGAUGACGUGACUUAUAAAGUAAAAGAUGCCAAGGCAUGGUGUUUUGCGGUUAAUGACUACAGCGAGGGAGAAUAUGAAUUCAGACAGAUGUGCUUGCGGUUCAAAACAUCGGACAUUGCAUUAGGUUUUAAGGCAGCCGUCGAUGAUGCUUUGUCUUGUUCAUCCGCCGAUGAAUUGGUUGCUAGUGAGAGAGGAACGAGUGAGCAGAGAGCGCGAAAUGAACAAAAUAAAAUUGAAAACGAAGAUGAAGAGCGGGAGAAGGAGAAGGAUGGAAAUUCCUCCGAAACUCGGAAAUAA
This is a messenger RNA of Bradysia coprophila, 653 nucleotides long. RefSeq lists its product as uncharacterized. Gene Ontology annotation, biological process: intracellular transport. Gene Ontology annotation, molecular function: GTPase activator activity. Gene Ontology annotation, cellular component: cytoplasm; nuclear pore. NCBI's taxonomy places the organism in Eukaryota, Metazoa, Arthropoda, Insecta, Diptera, Sciaridae. The record is from RefSeq and is a predicted model, not a curated record.